AUGAACUGGCUCAACCUCAUCAAGGAUAUUGUAGACAACUGGAGGACUAUCCCAGACGAAGCUAUUGUCAUCGUAUUGCUGGGGCCAACGGGUUCGGGAAGGUCAACCUUCAUAAAUGCAGCAAUUGGCGAGGAGCAUUGCGAGGCCUCUGGAAGCACGACACGCACUGCAAGACUGAGCAAUGACUCUCCGUCUUCGUUGGACCCUAUAACGAAAGUCGUUCAGAGAGUUCAUUACAAGACCUCGGAUCGUAAAUUCGUGUUCAUUGAUACGCCCGGGUUAGACUUGGAGGAAUUCGCCCCAGCGAAGUCCGCCCUCAGGCUGCCGAAUGGCAGAUUAGUAGACGGAAUAAUAUAUCUGCAUCGUGUCAACACUCCCCGUGUCACGACAUCACCUCAGACGUACGAAAAAGUCUUUCAGGGGCUAGUGGGGAACGAAUGGGAGAAGAAAACCUUGUUUGCGACGACAAUGUGGAAAGAAGUGGACAACGCAAGAGGCGAGGAUAGGCAGCAGAAAUUGGAGGAGACCUACUGGCAGCAAGCCAAACAGCGAGGGGCUAAAGUGGAUCGGUUCUUAGGGGAGCGAGACGACGCGUGGCGCCUGAUCAACCGCCUUACUUCCUAG
Messenger RNA from Pleurotus ostreatus (oyster mushroom), 624 nucleotides. RefSeq names its product gTPase, IMAP member 8 (gene GIMAP8). The transcript is spliced from 4 exons. NCBI's taxonomy places the organism in Eukaryota, Fungi, Basidiomycota, Agaricomycetes, Agaricales, Pleurotaceae. The record is from RefSeq and is a predicted model, not a curated record. The coding region runs from base 1 to 624 and encodes 207 amino acids. Gene Ontology annotation, molecular function: GTP binding.